GCUGGUGGCGGGAUCCCGGUACCAGUGGGCAAGAUGGCGGCGCCGCUGAACCAGCAACAGCAGCAGCAGCAGCAGCAACAGCAGCAGCAACAACAACAACAGCUGGCGGCCGCUCAGGCCCAGCAGCAGCAACAGCAGCAGCAGCUAGUCCAGGCUCAGCAGCUGGCUGCAGCCCAGGCUCAGGCCGGUCAGCCGGCGCUCACACAACAGCAGCAACAACAGCAGCAACAGGCCCAGCAGCAGGAUGACCCAGUGGCUAAAUUUAAGCUCCUGAUUCCACAGCUGAAGGACUCUCUGCAGGUACUCACCUGCGAUAGGAAUCUCAUGAGGAUUGCAGCUCUGAACUUGUCCCAAAACACAACCAUUGACAAUGGACAGAAGAGCAACGACACAGCCCUGCAAAGGUUUGAUAAGAGCUUAGAAGAGUUUUAUGCUCUUUGUGACCAGGUAGAGCUGUGCCUGAGACUGGCAUUUGAGUGCCUUUCCCAGAGCAUCGACAGUUCCAAACAUUCGCCUAACUUGGUUCCCACAGCGACCAAGCCGGACACUGUGCAGACAGAGAGCCAGUCGUACACUCAGUACCUCAGCAUGAUCAAAUCUCAAAUCUCCUGCGCCAAGGACAUUCACAAUGCCCUGCUGGAGUGUUCUAAGCGGAUAGCCAGCAAGGGCCAAAUCUAAACAGCUCUGGGGUGCCUGCAUUCCCAUUCAGCAUUUAUCCUUGAAUGUGCGAUUCCAGGAUCAGAACUCGAACUGCUUCAAAGUCUCGCGUCUCCUGGUGCUUUCGGACAAGAUCGUCAUGGAGUCGGGAGGGAGGGCGUAACCUCUGUCAGGCUCAGGGUGCAUACUGUCUCAGUUCUUCAAUCCUGUUUGUUUUGUGUGACCAAGAGACUCCAUUCCUGUUUGUUGAAGUGUGGUUGGGGUGGGAGAGGGGUGGGUAAGGUGUAUGUGAGGAGCUAGGAGAGUGCUUACAGUAUGCAGCUGUUCUGUCCCCCUGCAUUCCGUCUGAUCUAUGAAUGUGCACAUUUGUCCUCUUAACUACUUCUAGCACAUGUUCUGAAACGGAAAAAUACAACUCCUGAAAGAAGGGCUGGCAGCGCAAACUAUUCCGUCCUUCUGCUCUGUUCCAUCAUUCAAUUUGAGACUAAUUGGUACCUUAACUCCUUUAAUCUAUGACCAUCCUUAAUCCUCCUUUAUCUUGACAAAAAUCUUCUGAACUCAACCUUGAGUGUUUGAGUUGAUUCCCAACGUCCACAUUUCCUCAGGGAAUUGAGUUCCUGAUUUCCAUGUGUCCUAAAGAGUUUCCUAACUUUGGCCCAAAAUGUCCCUCUAAUUUUUAAGUUUUAAGCCCCUUUGUUAUGAUGUCCCGUCAGCCAGAGGAAUUAAUUGACCCAACAAAAUUAUUUUAUAAUUUCAAAUCCCUUGCUUAAACUCCCCACUCUGUUUUUUUUAAAACAGAAGUGAAUGUGGGUGUAGUUUAUGCAGUAUGUCCUCCUGGUUUAUCCCUUUCAGGCCCAGCAUCGUUUUGCUGCUGUUGACUCCUGCUGGAUCACACGGUCGGGAUGCCUUGCCUGGAGUGGAGGGGCUGAUCUGUGGGGCUCAGCUGGUCACUGGACCAGCGCACAAACCCAUUCACAGUCACCUCAUAUGUCCCUACCUCCCCUUAGUGUAGCCGUUGACAUGUGACGAUCUUCCCCAGCUGUGAAAUUAUUGCAGCAUGGGUGAGGAAUUCAGCAGCUGGUGUUACGGCCACUUCAGAGUUAACCCCUCAUGUGUUACUGAGGUGCACUCAGACCUGGCUGACUCCCUCCCAGGACCUGCAAGAGGGAUCAACUCCCCUCUGGAAUAAAAGCCAGUUGAAGUUCGUCACAGUGCAGUUAGCAAGGAAAAAUACCGGGCUUAUUUCUUGAGCUCUUUAAGUAAAAUGUACAAUUAAUGUGAGCAUUUCUACAGAGUGAUGGUAUCUUGUGCAGUUUACUCAUGAGAAACUUUUCACACAAUAAAGGAUCGUUUGAAAGUUGUGUAUAGCUAAUGAUAA
This is a messenger RNA of Stegostoma tigrinum, 2035 nucleotides long. RefSeq names its product mediator complex subunit 29 (gene med29). The record is from RefSeq and is a predicted model, not a curated record. Bases 34 to 678 code for a protein of 214 amino acids. The transcript has 4 exons. NCBI's taxonomy places the organism in Eukaryota, Metazoa, Chordata, Chondrichthyes, Orectolobiformes, Stegostomatidae. Gene Ontology annotation, cellular component: mediator complex. Gene Ontology annotation, biological process: regulation of transcription by RNA polymerase II. Gene Ontology annotation, molecular function: transcription coregulator activity; transcription factor binding.